This is a messenger RNA of Photinus pyralis (common eastern firefly), 1071 nucleotides long. RefSeq names its product synapsin-like. The coding region runs from base 1 to 1071 and encodes 356 amino acids. The transcript is spliced from 6 exons. Lineage: Eukaryota; Metazoa; Arthropoda; Insecta; Coleoptera; Lampyridae. Gene Ontology annotation, biological process: neurotransmitter secretion. The record is from RefSeq and is a predicted model, not a curated record. Gene Ontology annotation, molecular function: ATP binding. Gene Ontology annotation, cellular component: synaptic vesicle membrane; synaptic vesicle.
AUGAGUAGAAAUUCUGACACGCGUCUGUUGCACAGUAGCGAAAUUCACAAGAAUCUAUUUUGGACGAAAGGAGGAAGUAAAGCAGCCGGCAAAAUUACCGACUGUAGUAAAUACUGUGCACCAACUACAAACGGCCCCACCAUUUCGUUCAGCAGUUUUCGACAAUCUUUCACCUCAAAUGUUAAUUACCUGAAAAGACGCUUUAGCUCUGGGGAUUUGUCCUCAGAGUGUGAGGAUGGUGAAGCACCAGUGGAUCCUUAUGCCAAACAACCGCCAGUUACUUCUCAACCUCAGGCGCCUCCGCCCCCGCCCCCGCCACAAGCUCAGCCGAACACCGGAAAUUCGGGAGAUUUGUCCUUAAACCUGAGGCCGGGAUCAAAGACAACAAGCGCACCAAGUAGUCCUGCAAAGUCGAGGGAGUCGCUCUUACAACGCGUUCAAUCAUUAACGGGACAAGCGAGAGAUCAGGGAGCUUCCAUAUUAGGCGCCGCCGUUUCGAGCGCGAGCAGAGUAACGUCAUCGGUAACAAGCACGAGACAUUUAACUCUUCUCGUCAUUGAUGACCAGAACACUGAUUGGUCUAAGUACUUCAGGGGUAGACGAAUUGGCGAAUACGAUAUACGCGUCGAGCAAGCUGAAUUUAAAGAGAUUACUGUAACGGCCACUGCGGAUAGUGCGAGUGUAUCGAUGGCAGUUUUCAGGGGUGGAACAAGAGUCGGAAGAUCGUUUAGGCCUGACUUUUUGUUGAUUCGCCAGAAUUUAAAAGAUGCAGGAGAAGAUCACAAAAGGCUCCUCUUAGCGCUCAAGUUUGGUGGCGUACCGAGCAUUAACAAUUUGAACGCCAUAUACAACUUCCAGGAUAAACCUUGGGUUUUUGGACAUUUGGUGCAACUUCAGAGGAGGUUAGGAAAAGAGGCUUUCCCCCUCAUCGAGCAGACAUUCUACCCCGACCACAAGGAGAUGCUUAUAAUUCUUCCACCAAUUGCGUACACUUUGCCAGUUUCCAGUUUGACUCCACACAUGCUAUCCCAGAGCGACGUUAAUAGCCGCCCCGAUUUUAACGCCACCUGA